This is a messenger RNA of Zophobas morio, 2231 nucleotides long. RefSeq names its product putative nuclease HARBI1. The transcript has 4 exons. The coding region runs from base 1117 to 2199 and encodes 360 amino acids. The record is from RefSeq and is a predicted model, not a curated record. Lineage: Eukaryota; Metazoa; Arthropoda; Insecta; Coleoptera; Tenebrionidae.
ACAAAAUAUUUUUCUUUUGUUAAUCCUGUGUACAUUGCUUUAGAUUCAAAGUGAUAAAAAAUAUAACGUGACGCAACAUGUCAGAACGACUCUCCAUGUAGAAAGGAAGAACAAGCUUAAAAUUUUAAAAAUUAAACACCAGACCAUAAUACAAUAAUACCUUCCCCUCACUCUACGGCCCCCUUUCGACCUGGUGGACCGAGCAUGAGGGGAAGGUCUUCCCGAAAACACGUGGCGUGCCCAUUUGAUGACGCCACGUGUUUCGACAACGGCACCAAAAACUUGCAAGAACCUUGGUAAUCGUUAGAGACAGUUACAGUUCCUACACUACAUCAGUAUCUAGUAAAUUUUUACAACCGCUACUUUGAGGGAUUCCCGGACAAUAAAAGGAGUGUGCCGCCAGUGUACUCGUAUAGUGGGCUAGAAACAUUCAGGGUUGCAUUGAAUUUGUGACUUAUGGUUUUGUGGGUACAACCUUCAUGGUUAACUUUGAAAUACCAAUAAAAUUUUAUUAGGUACUGAUGUAGUGUAGGAACUGUACAAAAAAAUUGGUCGAAGACUAUUUCGACAGAACUUUCCUCGCUCCACAGGGGCAAAUAACACCACCUCAAUCCCUCCGCCUCGAGGAUGUAAAUUCCAAGAGGGCACGCUCUGAACAAAUGCGGACAAUAUGAAAUAUAUUUAAAGCAGAUAAUCAGUGGGAAAAACGUAUUCUUGUACUUGAGACUUUGUUCUUUUCUGGUUGGCAACACUAAUUCCACGAAAAAUCAAACUUUGAUAGAGAUAAUGGGGUCCACUAAUAUUGAGCCAUUUAUGCCCAUUUGCACCAACGUUAGCAGUAAGCAUUGCUUAGCUAAGCAAUUCUUAAAAGUAACUACUUCUUAAAUUGUACAGUUGUUGCACCGUCACUGCUUAGACUCUACUUAACCAAGUAAUACUUAGUUGGGGAAUUGUGUAAAAGUUUCAUUUCUAUUGGCAACACUGACGUUUGUUGUUAUUGGAACAUCAAAAAUUUUAGGUUAGUUUGUUGUGUGUACGACAGUCAAUGACACCGCGCGUAUGUAGUUGUGAUAUUGUUGAAUUAAUUUUAUGUGGUGUUGAAUGUGUGUUUAAAAAAUGGAUGUGUUCGACGCGUACGAGGAUGACUUAGAAGUCAUUGAAAUUGUUGAGAUGGGAAUUCCACGGCAGAUGUACACUAGAGCUGAUCAUUUCUAUGGUUUACCAGAGCUUCAAUUUUUCCAAAGAUUUCGACUAACAAAACCAACAGUUUUACAUUUAUUAACGUUAAUUGAAGAACGUUUGGAAUUUCCUACAGACAGAAAUCAGGCGGUGUCACCUAUAAAUCAGCUGCUUACUACAUUACGAUUCUUUGCAAGCGGGGGCCAUUUGAGUACAGUAGCGGACUAUAUGGGAAUGCACAUCUCAACUGUGUCGAGAAUAAUUAGACGUGUAUCGGACGCUAUAGCAAGGCUUUACCACCAUUUUAUUAAGAUGCCCCAAACUCUCAUGGAGCAAAGGCUUAUUCAAAAUGGUUUUUUUGACAUCGCGAGAUUCCCAAGAGUGAUUGGGGCCAUUGAUUGCACUCAUAUCAAAAUUGAAUCACCAGGUGGAGAAAAUGCUGAAGUUUUUCGCAAUCGGAAAGAUUAUUUUUCAAUUAACGUUCAAGCCAUGUGUAAUGCGAAUAUGGAGUUUACAAACGUAGUUGCUCGGUGGCCUGGUUCUACUCAUGAUAUGACCAUUUUCAAUAACUCGAUUUUACGAGCAAAUUUUGAGAAUGGAGAUUAUCCAAAUUGUAUAAUAUUGGGUGAUGGUGGCUAUGGUGUAAGACACUAUUUUUUUACACCAUUAUUAAAUCCACACACUCAAGAAGAGCAGUUGUAUAAUGAAGCUCAUAUUCGUACAAGAAAUGUCAUCGAAAGAACUUUUGGUGUCUGCAAACGAAGAUUUCCUGUGCUAGCAUAUGGAUGUCGAUUAAAAAAAGAAACUGUUUUGAGUAUUAUAAUUGCGUGUGCAGUCCUGCAUAAUAUAGCUCGACAAAUGGGUGAAGAUGAACCUCCUCUCCCAGCUGACAUUAACCAGCAUGAACUGCAGCGACUUAUUGAAGAUGGUCAAAUACCAGAGGUCAAUGUUAUUGACAACCAAAGGAGGGGCAGUGAAAUUAGAAGAAAUUUUAUAACAAAUUUUUUUGGAAAUUUAUAAAUUUAACAAAUAAAUGUUUUAUUAAUAUUUUA